Messenger RNA from Rodentolepis nana, 1227 nucleotides. NCBI's taxonomy places the organism in Eukaryota, Metazoa, Platyhelminthes, Cestoda, Cyclophyllidea, Hymenolepididae. The record is from the annotation of a GenBank genome assembly.
GUGCCCCCAUAUUUAGAAACCCCAAUGCAUCCACCGCAAAUACUGUUGGAUCAUGCCUUCCGUGUGGCUGUAAAUGUACUCACUAUUGCUUGUCCGUGUUCUCUUGGACUGGCAACUCCGACGGCCGUUAUGGUUGGAACUGGUGUUGGUGCUCUUCAUGGUAUCCUUAUCAAGGGAGGUCAACCGCUGGAGAACCUUCGUAAGGUUACCACAAUGCUUUUCGAUAAGACGGGAACAAUCACCAUGGGUCGGCCACAACUUUCUCGAAUCACCAUUCUCGUUUCGUCUAUGUCUUCAACCGUAAGUCGGUUAAUCUUUCUUCACAUCGAUUUGCUGUUCGUGCUUGUGCCAGGUUUGGUUUUAUUAUUGGCCUUGUUAUUUACGAAUAAGGUGACCAUGCCACAAAAUGAUCUCACUUCCCUCCUUCGCAGAGAUGAAGAUGAGGGUCGAACUGUAGUUUACGCGGCUAUUGAUGGACAUCUAAUUGCACUGUUAACAAUUGCCGAUCCGAUCAAGCCCGAGGCUGCUCUCACUGUUGCUGCACUCAAAGUUAUGGGCAUUCAUGUGGCUCUUCUCACAGGUGACAAUACAAGAUCCGCUAUUUCUAUUGCUAAAAAGGUUGGCAUUCGAGAAGUGUACAGUGAAGUUGUUCCUGCACAAAAGGCCCUUCGAGUUAAGCAGAUUCAAAACCAAAUCGUAGCAAUGGUGGGAGAUGGAAUCAAUGACAGUCCAGCUUUGGCUCAAGCCAAUGUUGGAAUUGCAAUUGGCUGUGGAGCAGAUGUCGCUGUGGAGACGGCUGAUGUGGUACUAGUACGAAACAAUCUGGUUGACGUCGUUGCGGCUAUUUCCCUCUCCAGAGUCACCGUUCGUCGGAUAAGACUCAAUUUCUGUGCAGCGAUAUUCUACAAUGCAAUUGCAAUUCCCAUUGCUAUGGGAUUCUUAUCACCAAUUGGAAUUGAACUUGCACCUUGGAUGGCUUCUGCAGCAAUGGCCACCUCAUCUAUUACUGUUGUCUGUCUCUCUCUUCUUUUAAAACGUUGGAAGAAGCCAACAGAAGCUUCCCUCGUCUCACAAAAAUAUGUGAGGCUUCUUUCAAACAGUGGCCUUACCUAUGAUCAGGUAGUUACAAGGAUCCACUUACCAGUGGGGGAUAUGGUCCCUGUAAAUACCACGAACUCCACAAACACAAGGCAGAAAAAAGAUGAAGUCAGUAGUAAUCCAUUUUAG